UGCCUUCGCUUUCUCUCUUUAGCCCUUUUUUCUUUUUCAUUUUCAUUUGUUCCCCUUCACUUCCCUCCUCUUUCUCUCAUUUCCUUUCAAUCAAAUUUUCAUUUCACAUUCCAAUUUAACAAACAUUUCGUCAUUUUAGUGAUUCCUCUUUGCUUCAGUUUGAAUUAUAAGUAGUCGGGCCUUUGCCCAUAUAAAGUCCCUCCAUUUCAGCGAUUCCUCUUUGUUUUUUGUUGCUUUAUGAACCUUUUGUAUUCUGUUCUUGUUAGUAUUUCCAUUUUCUCUCCUGGGUAGCCUUCAAUUUUGCAGAAUUACAGAUUCUUGAAUUGUAUUAGUUUUUGAGUUCAACAAAUUUACAGAUAGUUAAGCAUGAAAGGUGAAAGAAUGGCGAAAAGAUCAUCAUUUGGAAGCAUAGUAAGAAAAAGGCUAUCUGACAUUACCAACUCUCAGUCACAGCACAAGUUGGUUAGGCUCGAAGAAAAGCAACCUCCGAUUCCUAACUUCACAGAUGACUUGAUUAAUCAGCUUCUUAAGGAAAAAGCAACUCUAAUGCAGCUUAUUGAGGAGAGAGACAAAAUCAUAGCAUUGAGUGAUAACCAGCUGAAGAAUCUGCGGAUGCAUUAUCAGAAACUGCAGCUGCAGAAUUGGAAUCUUGCUCAAUCAAACAGCCAGAUGUUAGCAGAGCUUAAUUUAGGAAGAGAAAAGCUGAAGGCACUACAACAUGAAGUUGUAUGCAAGGAUGCCUUACUUAAAGCAAAGAGUUUAGAGCAAGAGGGAAAAGCAGAAAUUAAAAAUCAAAACACCGGCUCUCAGGAAGCGGAGAAGAAUAUAGAAGGACAAUGCUUAAACAAAGCUAAUGACAACAGGAAGCGUAGUAAUCGCAUCAGAAAGAAUACAAGAAGAAGUCAAUCUAUGGGCCCUUCUACUACGUCUAAAGAAGGCCUGGAAAAAGAGAGGCUUGAAAACAAAAGGCGUUGUUUGAGAAGGCAAUCUGCUAGAUUCAAAUCCCAGGAACGAGAGCCAAUGGAGAACUUGUUUGAGAUUGAAGUUGCAAAAUUUCCAAUCGCUCAGCCACUUGAUACUACUCCAAUGCAGGAAUAUGGCCUAACAACUGCAUCUGUUAUAAAGGAAGAAACAUUUGAGCCUGGAAAUGAACCACAUGUAGCACACAGAUCUUCACUCGGCAGACCAGUUCGCAGAGCGGCUGAGAAGGUGCAAUCAUACAAAGAAGUUCCCCUUAAUACCAAAAUGCGCAGAAAAGAAUGAGCAGGAUCUGCAAUGCAUCACCAUUGAGUUCCCACAUUUGUCUUUAUAAGCUAUAACUAGUGUUUGUGUUCUUCUGCAUAUUUAACAGACUGGCGAGAGUGCUGUUGUGCCAUUGUUAGUUAACAAGUGUUGUAAUGUUAAAGGGCUUUUAAUGAAUGUAAUGAUAACAGGUUGAUGUUUCAUGCUCA
Molecule: messenger RNA, 1451 nt
Organism: Manihot esculenta (cassava)
Lineage: Eukaryota; Viridiplantae; Streptophyta; Magnoliopsida; Malpighiales; Euphorbiaceae
Product: SHUGOSHIN 2
Exons: 9
Coding region: 367-1263 (298 amino acids)
Biological process (GO): maintenance of meiotic sister chromatid cohesion; meiotic sister chromatid segregation
Cellular component (GO): chromosome, centromeric region; nucleus
Source: RefSeq, a predicted model, not a curated record